AUGUUUUCGAGAGCGGUGGACGUGCUGUUUCUAGAGCGAAAGAAAAGCCUUGUCAAGGAGCGGAGCUGGAGUGCAUGCCAGUACGUCAAGGCGGACGAGCUGGAAUGGCUGGUCCUGCACUGCAACACGUUUGCAUUGUCUGGCGGGUUCGUGGAGGUCGUGCGAUGGAGACGUUUAGCUGAACGGCGCUUGGACUGGUCGUUGCGCGGCAAAGGUUAG
This is a messenger RNA of Eimeria tenella, 219 nucleotides long. RefSeq lists its product as uncharacterized. NCBI's taxonomy places the organism in Eukaryota, Apicomplexa, Conoidasida, Eucoccidiorida, Eimeriidae. The record is from RefSeq and is a predicted model, not a curated record. Bases 1 to 219 code for a protein of 72 amino acids. The transcript is spliced from 2 exons.